UUUGUGCUUAGAAACUAAUAGUUGCAUCACCUUAUUCCAGGGUUCGAAAAAGAAAGGAGGAGAAGCUAAGGGAACAGGAGCAGAAAUUAAAAGAAAAACAUGAAAAACUCAAAGAGGAGGCAAGAAAUGGAGACCAUGUGUCAGGAGAGGAGAUGGACAUCAUCAGCACAGAAAGUCAGGAAGGUCAUGCUGAGCAAAACACAGAGGAUGAGGAGGAGCAACCAGCCAAAUCUAAAAAAUUAAAGAAAACAAAUGACCUCCCAAAAGAGAAACAGGUUGGUGAGGUUGAAAUGAAAGACAGUCUGAGCCCAGAGGAGUUACAGCAACAGCAGCUCAAAGAGAAAGAACUUCUGGAGCGCAUUCAGAAAGCUAUGGCCUGCACCUACAUCCUGCCUCUCGGCCGCGACCGCCUUUAUCGCCGCUACUGGAUUUUCCCUUCUGCUGGGGCACUGUUUGUCGAGGAGGACUUCUUUGGCCUGACAGAGGACAUGCUAGAGCCCCGUCCUACUCCCGAACCCAAAAUAGAAGAGCUUUUCUCAGCCAAGAGCCCAGUUAAGACAGAUGCCACCACUGAGGAGCCGGUGCUGGUCCAGAACACCUCGCCGCCAGUCAACCGGCCCAAUCAGUGGUUCUUCUACAGCACACCUGAGGAGGUGGAGCAGCUCAUAGAGGCUCUGAACCCUCGUGGACGCAGAGAGAGCAGCCUUAAAGAGACUUUGCUGCAGGAGAAGGAGCGAAUUGUUCAACUGAUGGAUAGCAAAGCUGCUCAGCGGUACUAUCACUCAGAUGAAUCUCUGCCAGAGACCAAAGGAAGUACUUUAAAGCCAAAACCUGGCCCAUCUUACCCACAAAGCACUGUACCUGCUGAGCGCUUCAUGGAGAAUCGUCUCAGAGAUCUACUACUGGAUAUUGAGGACCGCAUCUAUCAGGGAACUCUGGGGGCAAUUAAAGUGAUGGACAGAAACUCAUGGAGAGCCGCACUGGAAAACGGGAACUAUGAACUGCUAAAUCCCCAGUCCAAAGAGAACGGGCUGAUCAACGGAGAAGAGGAGCCAAUGGAGAUUUAUGAGAAUCACAUCAGAGUCAAAGACAGGCCGCAAGAAUUGAAGGCCGAGGGUCAGAGUGCCACGUCCACUACUGUGAGCACACCACAGCCUGUCAAUAACAUUGUCCACUAUUUGGCACACGCUCUUGCACAGAUAGAGCAGGGCAUAGAGCGCAAGUUCCUGAAAGCUCCACUAGGUGAUGAGGAUGCCAAGAAAGACCAGAAGUUGAAGAAAAAGGACAAAAAGAAAGAUGACGACCAGUCCAGCGAGAAAGAUGAUGGCAGUGAAAGUGGGCGGCAGGUGAAAACUGUGCAAGAACGCUGGCGUGAGUCUUUGUUGGCCUGCUCCAGCUUGUCGCAGGUUUUCCUGCAUCUUUCCACACUUGAGCGCAGCAUAGUCUGGGCCAAAUCCAUCCUCAACGCCCGCUGUAAGGUGUGUCGUAGGAAAGGAGACGCUGAGAACAUGCUUCUAUGUGACGCCUGUGACAGAGGCUAUCACAUCUUCUGUGUUCGGCCAAAACUGAAGGCUGUUCCUUCUGAAGACUGGUUCUGCCCUGAAUGCCGCCCCAAACAGCGUUCCCAUAGAAUCAACUCCCGUCAGCGUUCCUCUAUUGACUCUGAAGAAGAAAUGGAGGACGAGGAGGAGUCUGAACAAGAGGAAGAAGAAUCAGAAGAGGAAGAUGAGUCAGAAGAAGAACAGUCAGAGAAGGAAGAUGUGUCCAAGAAGGCUGCUGUCAAACUGCCUCCACAUAGCAAUAAAGGAGUUCGUUUGAACACCAGAUCAAAACAGGCUGAAUCAAGUCAUAACAUGCCUCGCUCGCAGCAGAGCACAUCCAAACAGAAUCAGUCUGCUAAUAAAGGAGGCUCCAAAAACUCAGGCAAGAAGUCCACCCCGGUGUCCAAUGGCAAGCCCCCUCCCCGGGCAGGAAGCCGCUCCAGUGCUCGUCUUAGUCUAGAGGUGCUCACUACUAAUGGCACAACAACCAAAUCCAACCAGCCCAGUCCUACAGCAGAGAAUACAGACUCUAGGAAGAGACCCAUUACUGCAGAGGUCUCCCCAAAAGCCAAGAUCGUUUUGGCUCCAGCCACCACUUCAUCCAACCGUCGAAGCUCAGGGAGAAACUUAGGCGUCCACGAGCUGUCAGCCUGUGAGCUGCUCACUGUGGACCUGGUCAGACACGAGGACAGCUGGCCUUUCAAGAAACUAGUGUCCAGAACUCAGGUGCCUGAUUACUAUGACAUAAUCAAAAAACCCAUCGCCUUGAGCACAAUCAGGGAAAAGGUCAACAACUGUGAAUAUCAAACUGCUGCGGAGUAUAUAGAGGAUGUGGAGCUCAUGUUUUCCAACUGUCUGGAGUACAACCCACGUAACACCAAUGAAGCAAAGGCCGGUCCACGGCUGCAGGCCUUCUUCCAUUCUGAACUUCAGAGACUCGGCCUGGCUGAACGCAUGACUCCACCACAGAAACGGUCACGGAUGUAAACAAAAGCCCAUCUUCCACACAAGCUCGCCAACUGGCCGAGACUGAAGACCAGUUCAUAAUCCGCUGUCUAAUUAUGUUGUUCUAUUGCAUUUGUGGAAUGUUCAUGAACAUUCCGGUGUGGUGUGAAUCAUUAAAAAAUUCUACCUA
Messenger RNA from Sinocyclocheilus anshuiensis, 2676 nucleotides. Its product is annotated as bromodomain adjacent to zinc finger domain protein 1A-like. Gene Ontology annotation, biological process: positive regulation of DNA replication; regulation of heterochromatin formation; chromatin remodeling. Lineage: Eukaryota; Metazoa; Chordata; Actinopteri; Cypriniformes; Cyprinidae. Gene Ontology annotation, molecular function: protein binding; DNA binding. The record is from RefSeq and is a predicted model, not a curated record. Bases 153 to 2528 code for a protein of 791 amino acids. The transcript is spliced from 14 exons. Gene Ontology annotation, cellular component: CHRAC; nuclear chromosome.